Molecule: messenger RNA, 811 nt
Organism: Panicum hallii
Lineage: Eukaryota; Viridiplantae; Streptophyta; Magnoliopsida; Poales; Poaceae
Exons: 1
Coding region: 20-427 (135 amino acids)
Source: RefSeq, a predicted model, not a curated record
CGCCUCCACCUUUUUCUCAAUGGCCACUUGGCCUGUUGGCCAGCCUCCACCACCGCUCACCCUGGGUGACCUCUUCCGGCCAUACUACAUCGCGCCCUAUCCCUGCAACGGCUGCCCCAAGAGCCCAUUCCCACGAGACAUCUACACGAUCGCGCUGCAGCCACCGCCGCCGCGGCAGCCGCUCGCCAUGGCGCCGCAGGCCCCCUCUACCCCGCCGCUGCCUGCAGGCAUGAGGCGGCGCAGCGGUAUCUGCGGCGGCGGCGGCGUGCGCGGGGUCCGCAUGGGCUGCUUCGGCGACCCCGAGAUGAAGCAGCGGCGGCGGGUCGCGGGGUACAAAGCGUACGCGGUGGAGGGCAAGGUGAAGGCCUCCAUACGCCGGGGGAUCCGGUGGUUCAAGCGCAAAAUCUCCGGCAUCCUGAGCUUCUGACCACCACCGUCCGGCAGCGGCGUGUUCCCAAAUCCGAUCAUGAUCUUGAAAACGGCCGCUCUUUACGGCUGCAGCACUUCUACCACCGCACCACGUACUCUUUGGCGGAUUCGGGCUUGACGGUGCCCUUUCAUGGAUUGGUCAAGAAUUGUAAUUGGGUCUAUUUUGACCGAUCAAUUGUGUGUGUUUCAAAGAAAUUUUCUGGUGGAUGCAGUUAUCAUACAUAUACUUGAGUCCAGGAUGCAUGCCGCCUAGAGAUUAGGAGGUGCCAUUUUUGGUUGUUGGGAGUUCAUAAAUGUCUGGCCUGAAUGGUUACACCACGAUUGUUUAUCCUCAUGAAAUUUGGAUUGUUUAAGUCAAUCACCAAUUACUACAAGAGAUUUU